UAUUCUUCAUUACUACUAUUACUUUCACCCUCUCAUCACAUCACUCAACCUUUCAUUUUUCUUAUUACCUAAUUCAUCAGAUCCAUAUUAAAACACAAUACGAUCCCUUAACAUCUCUCUUUCUCUCUAGACUCAACAAGAUCAUAUAUCAUGUCGUCUCCUGGAGAUAGAGGAAAGAACUUUAUGGAAUCAUCAGGAUCAGAGACACCGGUAACACCAAGCCGUUACGAGUCACAGAAGAGACGCGACUGGAACACUUUCGGACAGUACUUGAAGAACCAGAGACCGCCCGUGCCGAUGUCUCACUGCAGCUGCAACCACGUGCUUGAUUUCCUCAGGUACUUAGACCAGUUCGGUAAGACAAAGGUGCACGUGUUUGGCUGUAUGUUCUACGGCCAGCCUGAGCCACCAGCUCCUUGCACGUGCCCUCUCAGACAAGCUUGGGGAAGUCUUGACGCUUUGAUCGGACGGCUGAGAGCGGCUUAUGAGGAAAACGGUGGAUCUCCGGAAACAAACCCUUUCGCUACUGGAGCAAUAAGGGUUUAUCUGAGGGAGGUUAGGGAGUGUCAGGCUAAGGCUAGAGGGAUUCCUUACAAGAAGAAAAAGAAUAAGAAGCCAGCGACGGAGAUGAGUGGUGGAAGAGACGACUUUUCUUCCUCAUCCUCCUCCUUCAACUUCUCUUGAAAGACUUUAUGGAUUAAUAACAUCUCAGAGAUCAAAUGUAAAAGAGGCCUCAAAUCUACCUACUACUGAUGAUCAAGAAGUGAAACUGAAAUGUUAUCUUCAACAUAUCUUCGGAUCUCUUCAUCCACUCCUUCACUUCCGUAGCUAUCGAUCGGUUAUGUAUUUCCAUAAGCUAUAUUCUCUUAUUAAGCUCAUUUGAAUAAGUGUAUAGAUUAUACAGUGUAAACAAGUUUGUUUUGUACUUCUAUGCAGCGUACUUCUUGUCUUACGUAAGUCAAACAUAUUACAAUGAGAUAAUGGCGGAAUAGCCUGAUCAUUGUUGGUAAUGCAAUUAAGUCCAAAUGAAG
Molecule: messenger RNA, 1031 nt
Organism: Brassica oleracea var. oleracea
Lineage: Eukaryota; Viridiplantae; Streptophyta; Magnoliopsida; Brassicales; Brassicaceae
Product: protein LIGHT-DEPENDENT SHORT HYPOCOTYLS 10-like
Exons: 2
Coding region: 151-684 (177 amino acids)
Biological process (GO): response to light stimulus; mRNA transcription
Cellular component (GO): nucleus
Source: RefSeq, a predicted model, not a curated record